Clavispora lusitaniae ATCC 42720 is the source of this 678-nucleotide messenger RNA. RefSeq lists its product as uncharacterized. The record is from RefSeq and is a predicted model, not a curated record. Lineage: Eukaryota; Fungi; Ascomycota; Pichiomycetes; Serinales; Metschnikowiaceae.
AUGCGUGCCACUCGUUUCUUGCCCAUUUCGCUUGCAUUGUUGAAUGCCAUCUCGGGUGUCUCUGCCGAUUCUGACGUUACUGUGACUGUCACUUCCAACUAUGUUGCUCAAGAAACUGUUACUGCAUUCGUUUACACGAAUUCUUUAGGCUCUUUGACCACUCAACUAUUCACGAGACUGCCUUCGGCGACUGCGUCUCCAUUUGUGGCCCCAAGUGAGACCUCUCAGGAGUCUUCUGCCGCUUCUUCGGCUCCAGCUUCUUCUUCUGCUCCAGUGUCUUCUGCUCCAGUGUCUUCUGCUCCAGCGUCUUCUGCUCCAGCGUCUUCUGCUGCAGCUUCAUCUGGUGUUGCAAGCUCGGCAGCUGGAAGCUCUGCCUCAGCCAGCUCUGUGGCCGUCAGUUCUGCUGGUCAGAGUUCUGCUCCUAGCUCCUCUAUUAAGAGCUCUGCUGCAGCAAGCUCUACUAUUUCUAGUGUUGCUGAAUCUUCCAGCUCUGCUUCUUCCGCAGUUCCUUCGUCAUCUAGUGCUGCUGAAUCUUCUAGCUUACCAAGCGAGACACUGUUUGUGCUUCCUCCAGGCACUUACUACACCAAAACCGAACAAUCCACUACUACUAUGGAAGACGGUGCUAGCGCUGUUAUUGAGUAUGUCAUUAUGUAUACUAACGCCUGUGGUGUUUGA